UUUCAAACGAAAUCGGUGCGGGGAGAGGCCGGAGACCGCGGCCUCUGCUGAGGGGAGAGGCCGGAGACCGCGGCCUCUGGUGAGGGGAGAGGCCGGAGACCGCGGCCUCUGGUGAGGGGAGAGGCCGGAGACCGCGGCGUCUCGUGAGGGGAGAGGCCGGAGACCGAUGCGAGGCCCGCACUCACAGGCCUGGAGCUCCGACCAGCCAUCGCGGUUGCGGUACCCGCAGGUAAUACAGUGAAGCAGGAUGGAUGAGGGAACUCGGAGCCAGUUUCAGCGCUUAGCUGAUCAACUAGGUUGGUUACAGCACAAAGAUCUGAAUGCCAUUGAAGAAAAGCUUCACCAAAGUGUUGUGAGGUCUAGGAGGCCACCAUCUGACUCUUGUAAACAUCCAGCAUUGUCGCUGCAGCUAAACUCCAGUGGGAGUCCCAGCGACUGCCACUCGUGUGCACAGGAACUGGUGCUGACCAGCUCCGAAGAUGAGUCUGAAUUGAGACAGGAGGAAAGUAAAACAGAGGCAAUGAAAGGGAAAUCGGAUUGGGAUCUACAGAAUCCUGAUGGGAUCGUGACCAUCUCAGACUCCAGUGAUGAUGAAAGCUUUGAAAUCUUUAUAUUCAGGGCUUUGUUUACAAUUUGUUUCCUGGUUUCUGGUUCAGUUCUGAAUCAGAUGAAGACACCCAAGUCAGGAGCAACUGCCAGGAUUUGCCAGAAAACUCCAAGGUCCAAAAGUGUACCUGAGAUCAUCUCAGAUUCCAGUGGGGAUGAAGAGUUUGAGAAGUUUCUGAUUCAGGCAAAGACCCCACGCGGCCGGGCACAUUAUUUCAAUGUUCAGAAGAAGGAUAACAGUCUUAAGGAUUUUAUAGUGAGUGAUGACGUGUUGCUGGAUGGUUCAGAUGGAGCUGAUAGUGGGAAUGAUGGAAAGAAGCACAAUACUGCCUGCCAACAACCUGAUUGCAGCAAAAAGGGACACAAGUUGACAUAUAACUUUUCUGUGGAAACUGCCUGCUCGAGCAACCCCUCAGUGGAGAGAUUAGAGUUGUCAAAUGAUAGUGAUGAUGGUUUUAUCGCAAGCACAUGGAGAGACCAGGUGCUGGAAAAGAGGCUGCGUAAGAAGGGUGAUGAGAAGCAGUGUGCUCAUGAUCAGCCCAAGUCAGGGUCAAUUUCUUUUGCGGUGUCAGAAGACUCCUACAGUUCUAGCAAGUGGAACGCAGAAGAUACUCGGCAGCCGAGACCGUUGGUUGAUACUGCUGAUUCCUCAAGCGAUGAGUUUGAGUCACUAUUGGAAAGAAUAAAAAAUAAAAUCAAAAUUACAUCAACUCCGGCUUCAAUUUUGAGCCACUCCAGCAUAAAGAAAACCACUUCCACUGCGCCAGUGGAAAGGAAACCCUCUAAUAAAAUAUUGGGAGUCUUGCAAAGGCCUAGAGGCAGAAAGAACUCUUCUCCAAAUUCCAUCCAGCUAUCUGUACCAAUAAGAGAAGUUCUGUCUGAGCUCACUCCAAGCCAAGUUGCAGGGCCUAAACUUCCAAGUCUCUCGGAUCCACGAGGCCAACAUGAAGUGUACAAUCAAUUUCCCACAUGCCAUAUUCCUGGCUGUUUCCUUCAAGACCUGACUCUGAGCUCAUCAAAGUAUGUAAAGAAAUUUAAACAAAAUCAGGAAGAGCUGAUCCAAAAACUCUACACUUUAUACAACUGGAGCGUUUUUGAGCAGAAGCUUCCAGAGAAGAUGGAGAUAAAUUGGAAUAAGAAAAUGCGGAAAACAGCUGGUUAUUGUGUUACUGGACAGAAACGAGAGAAUGGUCUUCAUCGCUAUGCUAGAGUUGAGUUGUCAGAGAAAGUGUGCGAUUCUGCUGAGCGCCUGCGGGACACCUUGAUUCACGAGCUGUGCCAUGCUGCCACCUGGCUUAUUAAUGGUGUUCGUGAUGGACAUGGUCGUUUCUGGCAGUUGUACGCCAAGAAAUCUAUUGUGGUUCAUCCUGAAUUACCUAUGGUUACACGCUGUCACACCUAUAAAAUAAACUACAAGUACACAUACCAGUGUAGCAAGUGCAAAAACAUGAUCGGCCGGCAUUCCAAGUCUCUGGACACACAGCGCUUUGCUUGUGCUCUGUGCACAGGGGUUUUAGUGCUCUUGCCUGCUAUGAAGAAAGAUGGUACACCUGCAAAAAAGGAACUAACUCCAUUUGCUAAGUUUGUGAAAGAAAACUAUGGUUCAGCCAAGAAGGAUCUUGCCCACACAAGGCUCACGCAUGCUGAGGUCAUGAGGAAACUAAGUGCAGAUUUUACUUCAAAAGCCAAAGUUGUUGACUUUUAAAUUUGGCCUCAAAUUUUAUUGUGAUGCGAGGAGUUUCCUUUUAUUCUCCUGUGUGUGGGAUUACAAGACAUUAACACAGAAAUGUUUUCUAUUGAUAUUCUUGGUGAUAAUUUGCUGUUCCAUUUUUUGUUUAGUUUCUGUGUGAUCAAAUUUAUUAAGUGUUUUGUUGAAACCUAAGUGUCCUUGAGUGCGAGUUAUACUGGUUUUGACUUUGUCAUUUGAGAAUUCACUUUUCAGCGUUCCCCCAUAUUUCCAGGAACAAUAUAAAUUGUAAACUCUUAAUUUUAAAUUAGGUGAACAGUGGAUUACUUUUCAAAUUUCUGUACCUACGAAGGAAAUGUUUAAUAUAAAUCAUACUCUUCCCUUUACAUAACAUGUGAGGUGGUUCAGGUGGCCGUGCAGUCAUUCAACUUUGUUUCAUGCAUAACACAUAGUGUUAUUGCAACCUGAACCACCCACACAUUAUGUAAAGGGAAGAAUAUGAUUUAUAUUAAACAUUUAUGGUGUUGGCCUGGCUCAAUUGACAGUACUCUCGCCUUUUCAGUCUAAAGGAUAAGAGUUGAUGCCCCACAUCAAGAAUUUGAAAUUAUGUGACAUUACAAUACAAUUUUGGAGAAGUGUUAUAAUGUCUCAUCUUGUAUGUUCUUGUUCCAAGUCCGGCCACGUGAACCUACAAAAUAGUCAGCACACUGUACAGUAGAUCCUGUGAAGCAAUUUGAGAAGUUUUGAUGUGAUAAGGAAUUAUAUAUCCAUUGGAUAUUAUAGUUCGGCUUGAUCAUAUUGUUUUACUGGAUCCACAUUCUGAUACUUUUUCUUUUAAAAGAGUUUCUGACCUUUUAUUAUCGUAUUUCGUUUUGUGACCUGGAUCAAACCUGUGAAUGUUUUUCACUGUUGAUUGGUGUGAAGAUCAAGACACUUGAAGCUGGGAAUAGGGUGUGAAGUCCAUCUUUUUUCUGGACGAGAUGGUGCCGCGAUUAUUAGUUUGACACAAUCAAUAUUUACAACAGACUUGAAUGCUUUUUGCAGAAGGCGUCAGGGUCAGCGC
Callorhinchus milii (elephant shark) is the source of this 3356-nucleotide messenger RNA. RefSeq names its product germ cell nuclear acidic peptidase (gene gcna). The record is from RefSeq and is a predicted model, not a curated record. NCBI's taxonomy places the organism in Eukaryota, Metazoa, Chordata, Chondrichthyes, Chimaeriformes, Callorhinchidae. Gene Ontology annotation, cellular component: nucleus. The transcript has 13 exons. Bases 248 to 2311 code for a protein of 687 amino acids.